GGUGUCGUCCCCCCCGACAGGGCUUUGCCCCCGGCCCAUCGUCGAGUUUCCAGUCCCCCGCUGAUAUCGGGCGCGGAACGUUGAGGGAGCCUCUGCGUGCCCCGAGCUUCGCACUCGUAUACCCUGCACGCUAAGGCAACGGUGCCCUCGGAUUGUGCCGGGUUUAGUCAGCCCAGUGCACCGACCCGGAUCGUCGCCGUUUCGCGCGAGGAGGAAGAACCGCGAGAACCGGAAGGAGUUGGAGGAACCGGCUGGAGGGAGGCCGAAGAAGGAACUCUUCGGGGUCGUGAUCGGAGAGAAGCUUCUACCUGCUGGCUUACGGAAAAAUAGCCCAAGUCGCAACGAUGGGGGACAAGACUUUCAACCUUACCUGGAACAACCACCUGGCCAACCUCUCAGGCCUGUUUGAGGGGCUCUACAGAAGCGGAUCCCUCACAGACACGACACUGGCUUGCCAAGGCGGCAUGCUCAGGGCGCACAGACUGGUGCUGGCCGCCUGCAGUCCCUACUUCGAGAGGGUCUUCAAGGAGCACUACGGCGACCAGCCGAUCCUCAUUCUGAAAGGUGUCGCAGUCGAGGAGAUGGAAUGCCUCCUGGACUUCAUGUACAGGGGCUCGAUCGACGUCGCCGAGGAGCAUCUGGCGUCCCUUAUCAAGACCGCUACGGACCUCGAAAUCCGGGGACUUUCCGCGGACCACAAAAACGACGGCGCCUAUCAACCCCACACUGUCAAAGCUUCCUGCACGACGCAGAACAGGGUUGAGCGGUGUCAGAUAGAGGCGAGGGUCCAGGCCAUCGAACGGAGGAAAGGAAAAGCCGCGGGAACCGCGGGAGCCUCCUCCGAUGGGUAUCAGCAGAAGCAAAAAGACGAGGACGUUAAGCUCGAGGAAAUCGAGGACGAUCCGAUGGUCGUCGAGGCCGAGGAGAACUUCGAGUCGUCGAUGGAUACGCCUGACGAGCAAAUCAGACGAAUCCCACCGCCGAUGUACAAGCGCGAGACGAGGUACAAAGGCCAAAAACGAGUCCCCGUUGGUCGCGUGCCCAGGAACGCCGACGUUCUCGACAUAAAGAUAAAGGACUGCGUCUCGCUGAAGAAUUCACCCGGAGAAGACCUCUUCGAGGAGAGCAUGUCCCUGCCUGUCGUCAAAGAGGAACCCUCCUUCGGCAGUUGUCCCGACCCCACCGUACCCACUGUUCAGCUGAAUGAGGAGCCCUUCGAGCAGGAUCAAGAUCUCGAUAAUUUGGGAUCAACCAGCGGGGCUGGUUCAACGGAGACGACGUCAAAGUCUCACUCGACUUCUGCGAAGUCCGAGGUGACGGGGAGGAGGGUCAGCUCCAAAGAGCACAAGGCACAGUACAAGCCGUUUUCAUGCGACCUCUGCACCCUGGCAUUUACGAGGGCGUCUCACCUCGCGCGUCACAGGCGUGUCCACACCGGCGAACGUCCCUUCGCCUGCACCCUUUGCCCGAGGAUGUUCGCGAGGCAGGACAAACUGAAGCAGCACCUCGACUCUCACUUGCAAUGGCCAAAGCGACGAUCCCUCGGGCAUAAUCUGAGCGGGCACUCGGUCGGGGGGAACGACGGAAGCUGCCCGCCGACGAAAGGCAGACGCGGAAGACCGCGGAAGAUAUCUUCCGAGCAGUCCGCGAUGGAGGAGAUCCUCAAAUUCGGAGAGUUCAGUUCUUUGCUUAACAAAUCUCAGAACAGUGAGAGCAAUGCUGAAGGCGAGGGUGGUUUGACAUGCGUCAAGGACGAGGCGUCGCUUUACAAGGACGUUGAUUGCAGCUACGGUUGUCAAGUGGAAAACGGACACGAUGUUCAAUGAAACAGCGAUACUCCCUCCAUCUCAAGUCCUAAAACUCCGCCAUAAAGUCACUUAUACUUUUCAACCAUGCGAUUCGAAUAUUUUUCUAUGAUAUACAUAUUUCUAUAUUAUAAUGAAAAUCUGUGCCCCAUCCCCGUGAACUUUCGUUCAGGGAUAAUUGCACGGAAGUAAUAUAUGAUUCAGGGCGUCUAGCGCUCAGAGAAUUUCGGGAAACAAGGAACAUUCAAGGAAUUUGAGUUAUCUGGAAAACUGGGGGAAUUCUAUGUGAUUUAUGGAAUUUUCAAACUUUUACCUCCGUUCGAAAUUAUUCUUCAUUUCAGUUUUUAGCUCAGAGAAAAAUCUGAAAUCUUCUUUUGAAAAUCGGAAUCCUUAAAAUAUUCUGAAUUCUCCGGCUGCUAAGCACCUUGAAUCGAUCCAACGAUUACACCGCGAUAUACGUAUUGAACCUAAACAAGUGAAAACAAAGAAAAAAAAAACUGAUGAAACAAAGUUAGAAUAAUAUCGACCAACUAACAGUUUUUUAUACUUAAGACUGCACAUUAUAGGCUCAACUGAAAUACGAGCUAAAAGUAGUUUUUCAAUAUUUUUUCAUACACAAUAUUGUAACAUAUUAUAUACGUAAAGUACAAAUAUUAAUAUUCAUACCGACUUACAUACACACUUGGCAUCGUGUCCACGCGUUGUAAAAGCUACAAUUGAAAUUAAUCAUUUCACGGCAAGACCGUGAUCUGAUCUUGAUUUAUCGCAGUGUCCCUAUUUGUUCGUGGGUAGUUGAAUUUCGCGCCUGCAAACCCGUAGAAUUUUUUCUCUCCAAAUAUCGGUAAUGUUCCAUAAAUUUUAUUCUAUCCUUCAUUUCUCCUAAUUUUUAACUCUCCCGUAAUCUACGCCACCAAGCCAAUGCAGAGGAUUUGAAAAAUCGCUUAUAUUUGAAUGAUUUAUGGUUUAUCACUAUACAUUUACCUACGCACCGCACGAAAAUCGAGUUAUAAAUAUACUUGAUUAUAAAACUUGUAUUUAUUGUUGCUGUAUAAAGUUCGUUCUGUUUGUUCAUUAUUGUUGUUUAAUUUCAAUGUUAACGUGCUUGAUUAAUCUUUAUGAGCAUGAUAUACGCAUAUUAUAGGUACAACGUGUAUACCGUACAUACGUAUGUAUAUCACAUGACGUGCAAUCUUUUAGUGUUCAUUACUUUAAAAAAAAAUAUAUAUAUAUUAUUAUUAUUAUUAUUAUUAUUAUUGAUAAACAAUAUGCAUUUGUGUGCUUAGGGUAUACAACGUACGAUUAUUAACGCAUAAUUAUAUUCUGAAUCGUAAUUAUACGGAUCUGUGCAAUCUUAAUUUAUGUUUUACGAGAACUUCAAUAUGCAACGCGGUCGUCCUUGAGUCAAUCUUCUAUUCAUUAACAAAGAACCACAAACAUCUCGAGAAAUUGUGUGAACGAAUUACUAAUACUAGAAUGGCUAAUAUAUGUAUAUAACAAUGAUUAUUAUUGUAAUAAAAAGAAGUCUCGACUA
Messenger RNA from Diprion similis, 3336 nucleotides. Its product is annotated as sal-like protein 1. Gene Ontology annotation, biological process: regulation of transcription by RNA polymerase II. The transcript has 6 exons. Bases 345 to 1826 code for a protein of 493 amino acids. Gene Ontology annotation, molecular function: protein binding. Lineage: Eukaryota; Metazoa; Arthropoda; Insecta; Hymenoptera; Diprionidae. Gene Ontology annotation, cellular component: nucleus. The record is from RefSeq and is a predicted model, not a curated record.